Molecule: messenger RNA, 789 nt
Organism: Purpureocillium lilacinum
Lineage: Eukaryota; Fungi; Ascomycota; Sordariomycetes; Hypocreales; Ophiocordycipitaceae
Source: RefSeq, a predicted model, not a curated record
AUGCCAUCGCGAGCCAGCCCUCCCCGAAAGGCAAACUUGACGCCUGACUAUGAGGCCAGGCUCCUGCUCAACCCAGAAGUAGUGCUCAACACCGACUACGAGCUAAACAGAGAUGUUCUGCUAGCCUUUGGUAUUACUAAGUCCAUUUCGAUGAAUGUUCAAUUUUUCGAUACCGACUCAAAGGACAUCUCUGCUGCCGACUGGAGCAUCCGCGUCCGCAAGAGGGAGGACAAGAGCGACCUCGAGCUGACGUAUAAGAAACGUUACAAUAUCGCCAGUGGCGACGUUGAUGCAGCGCUCGCAGUGGCCAGCAUCGAUGGUUUCGAUGCUGAUGACACAAAAUAUGAGGCGCAAGUCGAAUGGGGCCUCACGACUCGGGUUCUGUCCAUCAGCCGCGACAAAGAAGCGCGGAGUCCAACUAAUGGGGCGGACCUGCCGAAUGCAACGGACUCUCGGAAAAUGCUCAUCGACGAAGCGCCUGGUAAGUUUGACGAUUGGAGACGGAAGAAAUGGGGCACAGCCGCGUUGAAUAGGUCGCGGCCUUACGGGCCGGUGUUUGCCAGGCGCUGGAUUGGCGCAUGGGGCGACCUGAAGCUAUACGUCGAGGUCUGGCCAAUCCGCACUGACUCGGACGGGAAAAUGAUACAUAUCGUUGAGGCAUCUUUCAAGACGAGCAGCCGUCAAACGGCUGAGACUGAACACUCCAAGCUCGCCACCUAUCUGGAGGACAAGAAGUGGCUUCUCGCACAGGACGCACAAAAGACACAGCUCAUUUUGGAGAACUACUAG